AUGUCUGUCUUUGGCUUGCUUUUCAUAUCCUUGAGCUUGACGCUGGUUUUAGCGGAUGAUGCCGAUACCCGACGUUGCUACGCGUGCCAAUGGGCUCCGAUGUUUGCCGGGAAAGACUGCAAAAAUCCCGGUCCCGAUACCGCGACGUGUGCUGGGAAAAUCUGCGUUACGACCAAGAUACAACUGGGAGCGAUCAACGCCACGGCUCGGGGUUGUGCCGAGGAGAAUGACAUGGCAAGGUGGGUGAGGAUGCAUCCGGGCUGCAUGUCGUUCAGCGAUCAGAAAGGAGCGAACUUCGAGAUUUGCACCUGUUGGGAAGAUCGCUGCAACGACCAC
Mesorhabditis spiculigera is the source of this 336-nucleotide messenger RNA. NCBI's taxonomy places the organism in Eukaryota, Metazoa, Nematoda, Chromadorea, Rhabditida, Rhabditidae. The record is from the annotation of a GenBank genome assembly.